This is a messenger RNA of Elephantulus edwardii (Cape elephant shrew), 513 nucleotides long. It is a transcript of the gene DZIP3, whose product is annotated as DAZ interacting zinc finger protein 3. The record is from RefSeq and is a predicted model, not a curated record. Gene Ontology annotation, biological process: protein polyubiquitination. NCBI's taxonomy places the organism in Eukaryota, Metazoa, Chordata, Mammalia, Macroscelidea, Macroscelididae. Gene Ontology annotation, molecular function: polyubiquitin modification-dependent protein binding; ubiquitin-protein transferase activity; RNA binding. The transcript has 4 exons. The coding region runs from base 1 to 513 and encodes 170 amino acids. Gene Ontology annotation, cellular component: cytoplasm.
AUGACAGUAGGAAAUAUCACCACCACAACUUACUUUAUCUCUUUCAGAAAGGAACUCACUGAUUUCUUACAAAAAUUCAAGGAUGCUAAUGGGAAGUCUUUGUCUGCAAUGACAUUUGAUGAAAUUGUUUGCAAGAUUUCUGAACUCAUUGAUCCUAAGAGUCAGGAUAAAUCAGUGCCCAGUGGGAACUGCACUUCUCCCAGCUAUUCCCCACAGCCCAAUUCUGCCCAGGCCCCGGAGCCAGCCUGGAGUCCCCUCAGCUCCCAAAGCUCUGCCACGUGGGACGGAGAGAAUACUCUGGAAGAAGAGGAGGAGGAGGAAGAACCUUGUGUGAUCUGUCAUGAGAAUCUCUCUCCAGAAAACCUCUCUGUUUUGCCCUGUGCUCACAAAUUCCAUGCUCAGUGCAUCAGGCCAUGGUUGAUACAACAGGGAACGUGCCCAACCUGCAGACUCCAUGUUUUGCUGCCAGAAGAAUUCCACAGUCACUCCAGCCGGCAGUUGCACAAGAUCUGA